Urocitellus parryii (Arctic ground squirrel) is the source of this 1204-nucleotide messenger RNA. It is a transcript of the gene Cpo, whose product is annotated as carboxypeptidase O. The record is from RefSeq and is a predicted model, not a curated record. Lineage: Eukaryota; Metazoa; Chordata; Mammalia; Rodentia; Sciuridae. Gene Ontology annotation, biological process: proteolysis. Gene Ontology annotation, molecular function: zinc ion binding; metallocarboxypeptidase activity.
CAGAAAUAGAGGCCCAGGAUUUUCUAGCUCUGUCUGCAGAAGAAUGAAGCUACUUCUUGGGACCCUUUACCUUUUGGGGAUGCUGGUUCCUAGGGGGCUGGGAUAUGAUAGAUCCUUAGCACAACACAGAAAUCAGGUUGUGGACAAGACAGGGAGUCCUUGGAAGAACCUGGAGACCUAUUCCUACAACAAGUACCACCCCAUGGAGGAGAUCUAUCUGUGGAUGAGCCAGAUCAGUGAGAAGCAUGCAGAAGUGGUGACACAGCAUCUCCUGGGAAUGACAUUUGAGAAAAGGCCCAUGUAUUACCUGAAGAUCAGCCAACCAUCCGAUAACCCCAAGAAGAUCAUUUGGAUGGACUGUGGAAUUCAUGCCAGAGAAUGGAUUGCCCCUGCUUUUUGUCAGUGGUUUGUGAAAGAAAUUCUACAAAACUAUAAAGAUAAUCCAAGAAUAAACAGGUUCCUUAGGAAUCUGGACUUCUAUGUGCUUCCAGUUCUUAACAUAGAUGGCUACAUCUACUCGUGGACAACUGAUCGUCUUUGGAGGAAAUCCCGUUCAUCCCACAAUAAUGGCACAUGUUUUGGAUCGGAUCUCAAUCGAAAUUUCAAUGUGUCCUGGUGUAGUAUUGGUGCUUCCAAAAACUGCCAAGAUUUAACAUUCUGUGGGACAGAACCAGUGUCUGAACCAGAGACUAAAGCUGUCUCCAGUUUUGUAGAAAGCAAGAAGGAAGACAUUUUGUGCUUCUUGACCAUCCACUCUUACGGGCAGCUCAUCCUCACUCCGUAUGGCUACACCAAAAAUAAACCAAGUAACCACAAAGAACUGAUUCAAGUUGGACAGAAGGCAGCAAAUGCAUUGAAAGCAAAGCAUGGAACCAAUUAUAGAGUUGGAUCAAGUGCAGAUAUUUUAUAUCCCACAUCAGGGUCUUCAAGAGACUGGGCUCGAGACAUCGGGAUCCCCUACUCAUACACAUUUGAGCUGAGGGACAAUGGUACCGAGGGGUUUCUUCUGCAUGAAACUCAGAUCCAGCCCACCUGUGAGGAGGCCAUGGAGGCUGUGCUCUCGAUCCUGGAUGAUGUAUAUGCAAAAUACUGGCUCUCCAACACUGCUGCAAAGGUGACAUCUACCACUGUGUUGCUGAACCUGCUGUGGCUUUUCAUAUCUCUUCUCUAAGUGCGUCCUACUCAGGCCUGCUCAGCACCAGUG